Messenger RNA from Ceratotherium simum simum (southern white rhinoceros), 2162 nucleotides. The record is from RefSeq and is a predicted model, not a curated record. Lineage: Eukaryota; Metazoa; Chordata; Mammalia; Perissodactyla; Rhinocerotidae.
ACCAGCCGGAGCGCGACCCGGAGCCGCAGCCAGAGCCCGGACCAGGCCGGGGUCCGGGACCGCAGGGCCGGGCUGCUCGUAGCGGCGGCGACGGAGCCCCCCAGCGGCUGAAGGGCUUCCUCCCAGCUCCUGCCGGUGGCCGGGACUCAGCAAGCCCCCCGAGGCUGGAGAGCGCGGGGAUCCCCCACCACCUCCAGGACCCAGAAACCCCCAGGAAGGCGGGGAGGCCCCUCCAGAUCCAACACAGAACGACUCCCCAGCCGGAGAAAGCGGAGACUUCCUCCGUAUUCAAAAGAUAGCGACCUCCCUACGGUACCGCGAAGACUCCCCCUCUUCAGUCUGGGCCCCCCAAGACCUAGAACGCAGUGACCCCCCCGUCCGAGAUUGCGGGGACCCCUUCUCAAGAUCCUGGUCAUUACAACUCCACACCUCAAGACACGAAGACCUAGCUCAGAACACCCCUAGAUCAGGGGGUCCUAGAUCCCCCCAUUCCGGUACACAGAACCCCCAAAUCUAGGGACCCGAGGACAGCAAGAGAUAUCCUUCACCAGCAAGAGGCCUCGUCCCCCCCUCCCCCCCAAAGCUCCAGGACCGGGGCGACUGAGCCCGUCGCGGCGCCCUUCUCAUCCUAGCCCAUGGUCGUGGCGCCCUGAGCCCCCCGGGCCGGGCUGACGAAAAGCGACACGGCGCCCAGGCCUCCUGCCGCGGCGUCCCCGCGGCCCCAGCCCAGGGAGAAGAUGAGCGUGGGCUGCCCAGAGCCCGACCCGCCCCACUCCCUGCCCUGCUGUGGGCCAGGGGCCACCUCUGGACUGGGUGCAGGCGUGCCCCUCCUCACCGAAGACAUGCAGGCGCUGACCCUCCGCACGCUGGCUGCCAGCGACGUCACCAAGCACUACGAACUUGUCCGGGAGCUGGGCAAGGGCACCUACGGGAAGGUCGACCUGGUGGCCUACAAGGGCACAGGCACGAAAAUGGCGCUGAAGUUUGUGAACAAGAGCAAAACCAAGCUGAAGAACUUCCUGCGGGAGGUGAGCAUCACCAACAGCCUCUCCUCCAGCCCCUUCAUCAUCAAGGUCUUUGACGUGGUGUUUGAGACCGAGGACUGCUACGUUUUUGCGCAGGAGUACGCGCCCGCUGGGGACCUGUUUGACAUCAUUCCUCCUCAGGUGGGGCUCCCCGAGGACACGGUGAAGCGCUGCGUGCAGCAGCUGGGCCUGGCGCUGGACUUCAUGCACGGGCGGCAGCUGGUGCACCGCGACAUCAAGCCCGAGAACGUGCUGCUGUUCGACCGCGAGUGCCGCCGCGUGAAGCUGGCCGACUUCGGCAUGACGCGCCGCGUGGGCUGCCGCGUGAAGCGCGUGAGCGGCACCAUCCCCUACACGGCGCCCGAGGUGUGCCAGGCGGGCCGCGCCGACGGCUUCGCCGUGGACACGGGCGUGGACGUGUGGGCCUUCGGCGUGCUCAUCUUCUGCGUGCUCACCGGCAACUUCCCGUGGGAGGCGGCCUCGGGCGCCGACGCCUUCUUCGAGGAGUUCGUGCGCUGGCAGCGGGGCCGCCUGCCGGGGCUGCCGUCGCAGUGGCGCCGCUUCACCGAGCCCGCGCUGCGCAUGUUCCAGCGGCUCCUGGCGCUCGAGCCCGAGCGCCGCGGGCCGGCCAAGGAGGUCUUCCGCUUCCUCAAGCACGAGCUCACGUCCGAGCUGCGGCGCCGGCCCUCGCACCGCGCGCGCAAGCCCGCCGCCGGGGACCGGAAUCCCCAAGGAGGCACCUGCAGGUUGGUUCAGGCCCUUAGGCAGCAAAAUGGAUUCACCCAGCGCCCCCUCAUGACCCCUGCCCUCUGUGGAGGCCCGGGACCCCGCAAUAACCUCAACGUGGUGCGCAAAAGGGCUAUAGGUCCCCCUGCCCUGCCCGGGUCCAGUUUACAAACAGCGUGCGGCUGCCCCAGGGCCUGGACCCCUUUCCCCGAUGUGCCCACCCCUCUCGACACCCACCUCCCAGCAGGCAUUGGGGCCCUCCACAUGCCAGAUGGAGAAGCUGGGGACCAGCGGGAACGGGUCCCGCUCCAGACCUUCACUCCGCGCCCAGCGCUUCCCCAAGCCCCGCUCUCCCUCAUUGCAGCCAUCCUCUGCCGUCUCCGUGGGCUACCUCGGGGGACGUGCAUCUGA